Molecule: messenger RNA, 2382 nt
Organism: Ornithodoros turicata
Lineage: Eukaryota; Metazoa; Arthropoda; Arachnida; Ixodida; Argasidae
Exons: 3
Coding region: 1-2382 (793 amino acids)
Biological process (GO): DNA integration
Molecular function (GO): nucleic acid binding
Source: RefSeq, a predicted model, not a curated record
AUGAAAACUCCUUACAAGGUAGCACUCCUGCCUGAGGCAAAACCUUACGCCGUAACCUAUCCGAGAAGAGUGCCCAUUCCACUCCUGCCCAACGUUGAAAAUGAACUCAAACGCAUGCAAGAACUGGGUGUGAUGGUCAGGGUCGACAGGGCUACUGGGUCGUGUGCCCCUAUGAUAGUAGCAAAAAAACGAGACGGGGAAUUGCGAAUAUGCAUAGAUUACACUGAGCUUAACAGACAAAUAGUGCGGGAACGUGUGCUGAUGCCAACGGUUGAACAAAUCCUGGCCAGACUGGCGGAGGCACAAAUCUUCAGCAAACUGGAUGCAAGAGCACGCUACUGGCAGACUCCUUUGGCCAGAGAGUCUCAGGAGUACACAACUUUUCUGACUCCCUUUGGAACAAAGGACGAGCACGACCAAAACCUACAGCAAGUGCUUAGUCGCCUGCAGAAUGCCGGCAUCACUCUAAACGCCAAGAAAUGUGCGUUUAGCAAGAAUGAGGUUAAAUUCCUUGGACAUAUAGUCUCACAUCAAGGCAUAAAGGUGGAUCCUGAAAAACUCAAAGCCAUAUUACAGCUGCGACCACCACAAAACGUUUCAGAAGUGCGGUCCUUCUUGGGUAUGGUGAACCAUUUGACCAAGUUUCUUCCGGGACUUGCUGAGCAAAGUAAACCUCUUAGGGAUCUUCUCCGUCAAAACGCCAUGUGGCAGUGGAGUGAUGCACAACAACGUGCCUUUGACCACAUCAAAGAAUCCCUCACUAAAACGCCAGUGCUUGUGCACUACAACCCACGAGACGCAGGGGCCAGCGACGACCUGUCGCUUAUGAAACUAAACAGUACUACUGAAAACGGUACUACUGAAACUGGACGGUAUGCCCAAAUAGAAAAGGAGGCUUUGGCCAUCACCUGGGCAAGCUCCCAUUUCAGAACUUAUCUCCUGGGCCUACGGUAUCACAUAGAAACAGAUCACAAGCCUUUGGUGCCUCUUCUCACCUCAAAGAGGAUUGACCGAUUAAGUCCACGUUUGCAACGGUUCCGCAUGCGUCUGUCGGAAUUUGACUUUUCGGUGUCACAUGUUCCAGGCAAGGAUAUCCACAUGGCCAAUGUACUCUCUCGGAAUCCUUUAUCAAACAUAGACACUGAAGCUAGACGUGAUCUCGAAGAAGCAGUGAGUCAAUACGAUGUCCUGACGAUGGAAAUUUUACCAGCAUCAGCCGACAUGCUUACACGCAUCAAGACAGAAACCGCGAAAAAUCCCACAUUAUCUCGAGUUGUUGAAUACUGCUCCGAGGGCUGGCCCGACCCAAACAAUCUGCCUUGGGAGGAACGAAGAUAUGCAGAAUGCUCAGCUGAACCUUGCGUCGUGAAAGGGCUCCUGUUCAAGGGCGACCGAAUGGCCGUACCACUUGUCCUCCGCAAGGAAGUGUUAUUCAACAUUUAUGCUGGACACCAGGGAGUUUCAAGAUGCAGAGCACGAGCAACGGCAGCAAUAUGGUGGCCAAGUAUAGGCACUCACAAAGAAGACUUCGUACGCAGGUGUUCCAUCUGCCAGGAACACAGGAAACCAGGGCGAGCACCACUCUUCCAGACGCCACUUCCUGAGCGACCGUGGGAGGAAAUAGGCAUGGACCUUUUAAAACUACAAGGCGAAAACUACUUAGUAAUAGUGGACUAUUACUCACGUUUCUUCGAGCUCGUCAAGUUGAAAACGACAACAACUACAGAUGUCAUCAGGGGUCUCAAGCCAAUAUUUGCACGCUUUGGGGUUCCCGAUGUUGUACGAUCGGAUAACGGACCUCAAUUAGCGUCAGCAGAAUUUCGGGCGUUCUUGAAGGAGUGGAACGUCUUACACAGGACAUCGAGCCCUUACCAUGCUCAAAGCAACGGAGCGGCGGAGCGUACUGUGCAACUGGCCAAGCAGUUCCUAACAAAGACACCUGAAGUUGAACAAGCUCUGAUGGCACAUCGAGCCACACCGGGACCAGAGGGCUACACUCCCACUGAACUACUGAUGGGAAGAAAAAUAAAGACUAAUGUUCCAGCUCCUGCUAAAUCCCUAGAACCACACUGGCACUAUGAAGACUUCAGAGCUCGUAACUGUCAAUACAGAGAGGGCCAUGCAAAACAUUACAACAGACGCUACAGAGCGCAAGAGAGUGAACCUCUGCAGCCGGAUAGCAGUGUAAAGAUAUUGGUGCGAACUGCCACACACGGAAAAAUUGUAAAAGCAGCAGAAGAACCAAGGUCCUACGUUGUGGAGACGACGUCAGGAUUACAGAGGCGCACGCAGAGCCAUCUCCAGCCCUUGGAACAAAAAGUGAACCGGUCUGUGUGGACAUGCGUCCAGGAACCAAGAUCAGGAAAUGGGACACCUAAGUGA